GUAGUUCGGGGCAGGGCCAGCCGCGGGCUAUGGAAGGGUCGCUGGCUAGCGGCUCCAGGCUGGGGGAGAUCGGCUUCUGGGCUGAGAGGACGCCUGUUCACGAAGCGGCCAGGAGGGGAGAGAUCCUGCAGCUGCAGCAGCUGAUAGCGAAUGGUGCCUGCGUAAACCUGGUCACCUACGACUCUAUCACCCCCUUGCAUGAGGCGAGCCUGCGAGGUCAGACGCAGUGUGUGAAGCUCUUACUUGCAGCAGGGGCCCAGGUGGAUGCCAGGAACAUAGAUGGCAGCACUCCGCUCUGUGACGCUUGUGCUUCGGGCAGUAUUGAAUGUGUGAGAGUGCUCCUGUCCCAUGGAGCGAAGGUGAAUCCUCCGCUCUACACGGCGUCCCCUCUCCAUGAAGCCUGCAUGAAUGGGAGUUCGGAGUGCGUGCGGCUCCUGAUAGAUGUCGGUGCGAACCUGGAGGCCCACGAUUGCCACUUCGGAACUCCUCUGCAUGUAGCCUGUGCCCGAGAGCAUCUGGAUUGUGUGAAGUUACUGCUCAAUGCCGGGGCAAAUGUGAAUGCAGCUAAACUUCACGAGACAGCCCUUCACCACGCAGCCAAAGUGAAAAAUGCGGAUCUGGUAGAGAUGCUGGUUGAAUUUGGAGGAAACAUUUAUGCCCAGGACAACCGAGGGAAGAAACCAUCCGACUACACGUGUAGGAACAGCCAGACUGCUCAGUGCUUGGAGUACUAUGAAAAAACACCCCUGAGCUUGUCGCAGCUCUGCAGAGUUAGCCUGCGGAAAGCCACCGGCCAGCAAGGGCUGGCGAAGAUUGCCAAGUUGAAUAUUCCUCUGCCAUUAAUGAAAUACCUCUCGUACAACUGACCGAAAGAAGCUCAGGAUGGCCCCAAAACAAGGGGAAGUGGGAUGGACUCAGAACUCCAUCGUCCGUCACAGUCCGGUCCCUUCGCUAACUAUCCGCUAGCGAGAGCGCCCUUGUCAGCUGCCUGAGCAACGACGGCACCAGGCGUAAAGAACAAGAUAGAGACUGCCCGGCAGAUGUCUGAGCUGGUCACCCUGACCUUGGGAGCUCUCGCUCAUUGCCUGAUACCUAGCCUGGCUGGCUGCAUGUGAUGGCAGCCUGCAAUAAUAGUACCUAGCUCUUUAUAGAGGGCUUUUCAGCAGUAGAUCUCAAAGUGCUUUAGCGUUAUCCCCAUUUUACAGAUGGGGGAACUGAGGCACAGAGGGGUGAAGGGACUUGCCCGAAAUCACCCUGCAGCCUAGUGGCAGGGCCGGGAACACAACCCAAGUCUUCUGCAUAUUCUACGGCCAUUUCAACAAUGGGUGAAGUGACUCCUGAUUUGUAAAGAGCUUUGGGGCGAAAGAUGCAAGCGAAAUGUCCACUAUUAAAUCUUUUCCAAGUCUCCUUGGCUGGGUCUGUUUAGGUUACACCUGUAGCUUUAAAAACAACAAGGAGUUCGGUG
Molecule: messenger RNA, 1465 nt
Organism: Terrapene triunguis (Three-toed box turtle)
Lineage: Eukaryota; Metazoa; Chordata; Testudines; Emydidae
Gene: ASB13
Product: ankyrin repeat and SOCS box containing 13
Exons: 7
Coding region: 30-866 (278 amino acids)
Biological process (GO): intracellular signal transduction; positive regulation of protein catabolic process; protein ubiquitination
Molecular function (GO): protein binding
Source: RefSeq, a predicted model, not a curated record